CUUAACAACUGAGCCACCCAGACAGCCCCCAGUCAAGCCUCUUAACACUUCAGCCACAUUUACAGACAAUUUCUUGGGUUACUUCCAUAUAUAACUAAUCAUAUACCUCACAUGUGUUUUUUUCACAUGGUUAUGUUGGAAGGCAGCCUUAUUUCCCCAUGUACAGACAAUUCUGAUAGGUCUGGGGUUCACAGGGCCUUACACAGAUAGAGGCAGACAGUUCUCUGGUCAGCUGGGCCCAGCAGAAAAAGAGGGGUAUGGGGAUGGACCUCAAGGAUAUGGUACAUUAGACCCAGAAACACUAGGCAAGUGUUGCCCGUGUCUCAUGACUCCUACAGUCUGUAAGACACAGAAGUUGCUCUGACACACAAAGAAAGGAAGCCUGCCUUUUUAGAGUCCUGGAGGGCAACAUUCCACUUGCCGAAAUCUCUAGGGGCUUGUUUUGCUUGACAAUAACAAGAGUGACAACAAUGUACUUAUCGGGUGCUGUAGUGGCUAUCAUUUGUUGAACACCAGCUAUGUACUGUGUUAAGUGUUUUAUGUAUAUUCUCUCACAUUUUGUAGCACCCUGUGAGAUAGGAAAUUAUCUCCAUUGUGUUGAUGAGAAAACCAAAGCUUUCUGAGGUUCAUUAGUUAACUCAGGAUUUCAGUGGAAAGUGUCAAGGUCAAGGCUCAAUUGCCCUUGGUGCAAAGUGCAUGCAGCCCAUCAACAGAGGGAAUCUCAUACUUGGAGCUCUCAGGCCAGGAGGAGGUAGAAGUUACACAAGUAAGACCUUUAAAAAGGUUAGGUCAUCAUGAGUUUAUAGAGCAGUACUAAAGGAAACUAGAACCUUGCAAAUUUAUAGCAGGUUCUUGGUGGAUAUUGAGUAAGUGAAUGAAUGAACAAACUCUCUAGGUUUGAAGACAGUGAAUGUCUUCCAAUAUUCAUCCCUGGUGCUGAAAUGAAGACAACAUAUAAGCAAGGGGUCCCAAGUUCUAGGCUUGGCUCUGCUUCCAACUCAUUUUGUGCCCUUGAGCAAAUCACUUUUGCCUUCUGAGGCCUUGGUUUCCUUAUCUGUGAGUGGUUCAUUCUCCAAGCCCCAGUGAUUUACCUCAAUAGUCGUAUGACUGAGGCCAUCCUGGAGCAUUGAUUGUGUUAGUUGCUGCAUCUGUGACAAGAAGGAUUUCAGGGCUGUUAGAAGAGUCAGCUAUUAUUGUCUGUUUUCUAAAAGCCCAUGCAGUGCCUUUGUGGGCAGUCAGAACUGGCAUCAGGUCCAGAGUAAAAUGGAAGGGUGUAUAUAUAAGAAAACAUUUACUGCUGAAGGGAAUGCUUAUUCAUUCUCUUUCUUAUUAACAAGGCACUUGACUCAUGCUUUGGAUAUUUGCUGUUCAGAUCAGAGAUGUGUUGUGUUUGUUGCUACCAAAAGCAGCCUCUGGAGCCUGGUUCCUCUUCCCUCGUACUACAGAGUCAGCUGCUCCAAGCCCUUUGGCUCUGGGAGCAGUUGGGUGUAUACUAUGGAAUGGAGUCAGAGGCAAAAAGACUGGAAGUCCCUUGGAAGAGAUGUGAGACACCAGAAUUUGAGGACCUUCCGGAGGAACUGGCCUGCGGAGCCCAGGCCUCUUGGAGCAUCUUUGGGGCUGACACUGCGGAGGUUCCGGGCACACGUGGCCACUCCCGCCAGGAGGCUGCCAUGCCCCACAUUCCCGAGGAGGAGGAGCCCCCUGGAGAGCCACAGGCAGCCCAGAGUCCCACCGGCCAAGGCCCUCACACUGCAGGAAUAUCCUGCAGUCCACCUACCAUCAUCUUGACUGGGGAUGCCAGUUCACCGGAAGGAGAAACUGACAAAAACUUGGUCAACAGAGCUCACAGUCCCCACAGGAGGCUUUCCCACCGACACUUGAAGGUUUCUACUGCUUCACUGACUUCUGUGGAUCCUGCAGGGCACGUUAUUGACCUGGUCAAUGACCAGCUGCCAGACAUCAGCAUCUCAGAAGAGGACAAGAAGAAAAACCUGGCGCUGCUUGAAGAAGCCAAGUCGGUGAGUGAACGAUUCCUGACCCGCCGUGGGAGGAAGUCCAGGAACGGCCCCGGAGACUCCCCGUCAGCUGUUUCCCCGAACCUCAGCCCCGGAGCUUCUCCGACAUCCUCUCAAAGCAACUCACUUACUGUCUCCACGCCACCUGGUUUGGAUGCAUGCAGUGGCCCACAGUCCCCUUUGCCUGGAGCACCACCGCAGCAGAAGGGGGAUGAGGCCGAACUCUCUUCACCUCAUCUUGGCGAGCCUAAUGUCUCCAAAGGGCUAGCUGACCGGAAGCAGAAUGACCAGAGGAAAGUGUCUCAGGGCAGGCUGACUCCUCGUUCUCCCACAACUGAGAAGUCCAAAGAGACUGCAAUUGAACAAAAGGAAAACUGCGCUCCCCUCCAGUGCCCUGAGGCCACACCCAAAGGCCCAGCUUCUGGCGUAGGCAGUGGUGGGAAAAUGGCCCUGAAUAGCCCUCAGCCUGGCCCUGCUGAAAAUGAGCUGGGAAAGGCACUUCUGAAGACAGCUAGGGAAGGCAACCCUCUGCCCAGAGGUCCAGCCCAGGGCUCUGGAGGGGUGGCUCCCCUGGGCCCUCAGGGAAAAGGUACAGCUGGAGAGCCAACAGGGUCAAAAUUUGGCUCCAAAGCUGAGCUGCGGCCCCCUGCUUCCCGGCCGCCCCUACAGCGGGGAGUCUCCUGGGACAGUGGUCCUGAAGAACCCGGCCCCCGGUUGCAGAAAGUGCUUGCCAAGCUGCCUCUGGCAGAGGAAGAGAAACGUUUUUCGGGCAAAGCUGGCAGCAAGUUGGCCAAGGCACCCGGACUCAAAGACUUUCAGAUACAAGUGCAGCCAGUACGGAUGCAAAAACUGUCUAAGCUCCGUGAGGAGCACAUCCUGAUAAGAAAUCAGAACUUAGUGGGGCUCAAGCUUCCAGAACUUAGUGAAGCGGCUGAGCAGGAAAAAGGGCUCCCUUCUGAACUCUCCUCAGCUAUUGAGGAAGAAGAGCCAAAGAGUGGCUUGGAUGUCAUGCCCAAUAUUUCUGACAUGCUGCUGCGCAAACUGCGGGUCCACAGGUCUCUCCCUGGAAGUGCCCCUCCGCUCACUGAAAAGGAAGUUGAGAACGUGUUUGUACAACUGUCCUUGGCCUUUAGAAAUGACAGCUACACUCUGGAAUCUAGAAUUAACCAGGCUGAAAGGGAACGCAACCUAACAGAGGAGAACACAGAGAAGGAACUGGAAAACUUCAAAGCUUCUAUUACGUCCUCAGCUUCACUAUGGCACCACUGUGAGCACCGAGAGACCUACCAGAAGCUGCUGGAGGAUAUCGCUGUCCUGCACCGCUUGGCUGCGCGCCUCUCCAGCAGAGCUGAGAUGGUGGGGGCCGUCCGCCAGGAAAAGCGCAUGUCAAAGGCAACAGAAGUAAUGAUGCAGUACGUGGAAAAUCUGAAGAGGACGUAUGAGAAAGACCAUGCAGAGCUCAUGGAGUUUAAAAAACUUGCAAAUCAGAAUUCAAGCCGCAGCUGUGGCCCCUCUGAAGAUGGAGUCCCUCGAACAGCGCGGUCCAUGUCCCUCACACUGGGAAAGAACAUGCCCCGCCGGAGGGUCAGCGUUGCAGUGGUUCCCAAGUUUAAUGCCCUGAACAUGGGGGGUCAAACUCCCAGCUCAUCACCCAUCCCCUCCUUACCAGCCCUGUCAGAAUCACCCAACGGGAAAGGCAAUCUACCUGUCACCUCAGCACUGCCUGCACUUUUGGAAAAUGGAAAAACAAAUGGGGACCCAGAUUGUGAAGCCUCUGCUCCCAUGCCGACUUUGAGUUGCCUGGAGGAGAUUAGCCAAGAGACCAAGGCCAGGAUGGAGGAGGAAGCAUACAACAAGGGAUACCAGGAAGGUCUAAACAAAACCCAAGAGCUUCAAGACCUGAAGGAGGAGGAAGAAGAACAGAAGGGUGAAAACCCUGAAGAAACUGAAGAGGCAGAAGAAACUGAGGAAGAAGAAAAGGACCAAAGAAGCAGCAAACUUGAAGGAUUGGUUCAUUUCUUACAAGUCAUGUAUCCCAAACUGUGUCAGCACUGGCAAGUCAUCUGGAUGAUGGCCACAGUGAUGCUGGUCUUGACUGUCGUGCUGGGGCUCUACAGUUCCUAUAACUCUUGUGUGGAGCAGGCUGAUGGGCCCCUUGGGAGAUCCACUUGUUCAGCAGCCCAGAGGGACUCGUGGUGGAGCUCAGGACUCCAGCAUGAGCAACCUGCAGAGCAGUAGGAAACCUGACACCCAGGUGGUGCCCUGCUCCAGCACACAGCUGACUGCCCUUCCCCAAGCAUAGUGUUUCAGGCCGGGUGUGGGCAUGCUGCCGCUAGCCCAUCAAGAAAUGAGCAGGGUUCUUUCACACUCAGCACCCACGUGGGAGCUAUGCAUGUACAGAAACUGAUGUUUUUGGAAGAUCAACAAAACUGCCCUCGUAAAGCAUCUGGGGGAUGAAGUCACCUUUACCAAGGAACUCUAACAGAAGGGAAAGUCAUCUGCCCCUAGCUCAGAUGGCUGGGGAAAAUAAAACACCUUCACUGCAGGAGAUAGUAAGAAGCUCACUCUCCCUCCCCUUUUUCCUCUCUGUAGUCAGAAAUCAAGACGAAUUAAUUAUGUCCAAAGGCUAACACUGACCCUGACGAUCAGACCUAGAAUUUGGAGUCACAACGUGAAUAUCAUCCCAUUUCCUAUCUCAUCGUCACUGACUCUCCUUCAGCCUCCCCUCCUCCCCUUUGGAACCAGAGUUUCUCUUUACAGAAGUAGGAAAGGUUUCUCAGAAAAAUAUUUAGGCUGAAUUUAGACCAGUGCUUGAAAUGACAUGGGAAGAUGUGAGUUAAUAUAUAUGCAUCUGUAUACACACACAACACGUACAUACACACAGCAUGCAUGUGCAUGAAGCCAAUGCCCCUGCAAACGUGCUCUCAGUGUGUGUUCUGGAUAAAGCCAACACACAGAAUUUUCACUAGGUGUGGGGCAGUCACCAGGCACCUGUUCAAUGAGCUCUCCACAUGGAUUUAAGAUGUUUGAAAAGCACUGAAAACUCAUGGUUUCAACAGUGAACUUGCCGGUCUCCGUUUCAAGUGCUAAUUCUAAGCUGUUGUAUAACACAGUCUAUUCCCUAUUUGUCCUCUCCUAUUGAGAGCAGUUAACCCACCUCUCAGGUGAAGGAGGAGACACAGUGUACUUUCAGCUCCUGUGUGCCCACAUGCAAACGUGCAGUUGCACCUUAGUGCUUUAGUUCAAAUGGGAUUUCCAACCCUAUUAUGUUUCAGAGCAUUCCCAAUUGUUUGGCAUAAAACUGAAGGAGCACAUCCCAUCUCCAAUUUGACUGCUUGCUCCACCUUUACAGCCACUGCUUUCAUUCACCCCUCAUCAGUUUUGGGGGGUGUUGGUUUCUUGUGGGUUUUAUUGUGGUUGUUCUGCUCUUGUUUUUGUUUUGUUGUUGAUGUUGUUUUGUUGCUAACACUCAUAUAGAACUUACUAUGAGCCAAGCACUGUUAUAGGUAUUAUAUAGGUAUUAAUUCAUUUAAUCCAAAAAAAAAAAAGGAAAAAAACUAUGAGGUGGGUACUAAUCUCCCCAUUUUCAGAUAAGGAAAUUGAAGCACAAAAAUACAACUUGCCAAGUACAUCCAGUUAGUAAAUUGUGGGCCAGGAACUCAAACCCAGGCAAACAAGCCCCUGCACAAAAUUGCCUUUUCCAGUGGUCUCCUAACUGCAUGCCUUUCAUUUCAGUCCCACUUCCCCAAGUAGCCCUCCAACUACUCCAGAUUAUUUCUGGUUCCCAGACUAAAUCAUUUUCUCAUAGUUCUUUUCCUCCACUCACCAGUUUUUCUUCUGCCAUUCUCCUCUUUUCUACUGGUUACUCUUCAGAACCAAAUGCAAAAAUUAUCCCCUCCAUACAGGCUUUGAUGAUCUCGCUCCGACUCCCUAGUCACAUAAUAGGUCACACCAUCUUCUGUACUCUCUAAACAUCUUCAUUAUUGACAACUGUGACAUUAUAUCACAAUAACUUUUUUGUGUAUCUAUCUCCCCUGCUAUUUUUGCUCAAAGACAAGAACCAUAUCUGACCCAUUCUCUGGGGUAAGUACCUAGCAUGGUGGCUGACACAUGGGAGGGUGUCAUUAAAUGUUGGCCAAAAGAACAAGUGAGAAUUAGAGGUGGUAGACAACAGCCUAGAGACAGCUGACGUUUUGCACACUUCCCAGUCCCAGAACCAUCACUGCCACUAUCUCAAUAAGAAAAAUAUCCUUAUUAGCCUCAACUUAUUCUAUUAUUUCUCAGCCUACUCUGUGAAAGAGCAAAAAUGAGACCUAACUGGCAACACCAUUCCAAGCUCAAGGACCGGGCUUGAUGCAACCACUCCUUUCAGAAAGACCCACCUAGAUCAGCCCUACUGUAAAACAGCAUGUUGUUUAAAGGUGGGGAGGGCAUCCUUUACAGUGGCUAGAAAAGCACUGUGAGAGAAGCCCAAGCCAGGGUUGACCAAGAAUGUGCCAUUAAGGUAAAGAGGUGCAGAUCAAGACAGAGGGACUUUCGGGGCCUGGAAAGAUGGUUUUCUCUGCUGUACCAGGGGGACUGGACAUACCGAAAAAUCUUUUAGGCCUUCAGAGUCACAGGCAGGAUGCAAAUGGAGCUCCAGAGACAGUAGCUGUGGGGCAGGACUCUGUGCUGGCAAUGUUCAGCCUCAGCCUCCCUUAAAGAAGGAGCAGGCUGAACUGGCCCACUCUCCACUUGGCCACAGGGGUCCCACCUUUGUUACCAAUUAAAAGAAAGGCCAGGAGAGCAGCUACAGUGAGCUCCUGAACCUCCAGCUACUCCAUAGAAAAGCCUGCAAGUGUACUUCCAAACAUAGGCCCUCACCCCAAGUACUCUGUAAGAAAGGUCAAAGAAAAGAAGAACUGUAAGAGUAACAUUUCCAAGGGCAUUCCUGAAAAAAAAGUACUCAUCAGCAUUUCUUUUCUGAAAAGCAAAGUUUGAUCUGAAGCAGGUAGAACAUUACCAAAGCGGCAGUGAAAUGGAGAGAAAUGGCUGGCCCCUGUCUUUCCAACAGUGAUAUUGAUCUAAAAUAAAAGUUCCCCUCAAAAUGCCUCUGAAGUCUGACAUUUCUGCUUAGCCCUAGGACUCUGGGUGCCUAUCUUAAGUUUCAGUGAUGUGUAGUUUGUGUUGAUAUCACCUCCUAAAAGGGCCUUCACUUUCUGGCUGCCACAAAAUCCAUAUAUAUCCUUCCCUGUGUACAGCCUGGGAGAGUAUAUGGAAAGGGAGAGGUCAGAUUUGUGUAUCACUGGCUGUCAGUUCCUAAUGUUGUUAAACCUCACACAGGUGUGCUAGCAUUGAACUAUAGAGUGUCACAUACCUGAGUUUGAAAAUAAAAGCACAUUUCCAAA
Molecule: messenger RNA, 7402 nt
Organism: Ailuropoda melanoleuca (giant panda)
Lineage: Eukaryota; Metazoa; Chordata; Mammalia; Carnivora; Ursidae
Gene: IRAG1
Product: inositol 1,4,5-triphosphate receptor associated 1
Exons: 21
Coding region: 1380-4253 (957 amino acids)
Source: RefSeq, a predicted model, not a curated record